AUGAUUUUUUUGCAGCCUUCCCUCGAGCAAUUUGCCGCCCAGCUCUCAGAUCAUGCACCGAAAUUAGCGGCCCAACCAGGAAUCCGGAAGAAGAGAGAGAGAGAAAAGAACGCUCCGAACGCAUGUGGAUCAGUGCGGUGAAUGUAGGUCGUUGAUCUCGUUUUGAUGACAUUUCCAUGUUCUUGCGGCCAAGGGAUUUCCGUUCUUAAAAUCAUUUCUUGAUCACCCAGGAGUUUUUUUUUUGUUAAUUUGCGCAAGGGAAAAAUCGUUGCAGCGUAUUUUACGUUUUGAUAAUUUGACAUUCCAAUCGUUUUUAGUCUGGAAGGGAAUUUAGAAACUCAAUCUAUAUGCAUGCCAAUUUACGUGGCCAUCUUUCCCAUGGCCAAUUUAGGCUUCCUUUUCCCGAGGGAGGGUCUUCAUUGUUCUCUUAUAAUCAGCCACUUAAUCAUCUCUUCUGAAGUCCUCGUUACCUCAAACAAUUUUAUAUUAUUCAUGCUCUGUUUUCUUCCAGCGCUUCAAAACUUUCGCCGACGCUCUUCCGUGCUCUUCCGUUCCCUUUUCCGUUUCCUUUUUUUAAGAAAAUUCAGUCAUCUUUUUUUCUCUGACCGUCUCUCCAUUUUGGGGUGCUUUUUGUGGUAAAAUGGCACAACCCCUUGAUUUUAGAUAAAUUUUUUUGGUGACGUAACUUCAAAGAAUUUCGUUAAUGAAAUAUUUAAAUUUUACUGAUGAUUUACAUGGAAAAGAUUUAUUUAUUAUGCUUUCAUUGGUUUAAUAUCACCCGUUAUUUUUGCUCUAAAUCAUCUAUUUUCCAUUUUUUUGUACUCUGGCAAAUUUUUCAUUAAAUUUUCCCCUUGACCUCAUAUGCCAUUGGACCCGUCCAUUCUUAUAAACGUUUCCUUAAUUUCCGCAAAACUGGAAAUUUUGGAAAUUGAUGGCGUAAUCGAGUUUAGUGAUAACGGUAGAAAAAGAGGAUGACACAGGGCAGAAAAAAACAACUCUGGAGACUCAAUUGUUCCGGGCAUUCAUAAGUCAUUCGGCCUCUGACAUUUCUAUUGACGGGGUAAAUGUUUCGGCCACUUAUGGUAGUUCCCUGUGGCUUUUAGGCUACAAUUCAAAUGUAUUUUUGCAUCUGAAAUUGGCUAAACAAAAGUUGGAAACAUUUUUUAGUUGUUAUUGGGACAAAUUAGUUUAGAGGGCACUACUUUGACAAGGUCUGCCUAUUGCCGUUUCUUUUUCUCCAUUGAACCAAUAGACUAAACCGAAGUUCAACUCGUUUCUUUUAACCUUCAAAUGCAGCUUUGCAUCUGUUAUGGGAUACUGUGCCGUUACAGAUUACUAGUUCCUAGCAAUAAUUGUGAUUACCAGCCAGUUUUUAUGCAUUAGGAAUAAGCACUGAACUAAGAGGUACAUUUCUUCGGAUGACUAUUUAUAUAUUACAAACCUAAUUAUCGUCUUUGCUAAUAAGCUUCUAACUCCGAAAGCAUUUAAAAUCCCAUCCCAUCCACCCUUCCGCCUCUCCGACGCAGCUUUGACUAGGCAUCCGUCAAGAUGUACAUAACAUAAAAAUAAUAAAUGUAACAAUAUUUCGGGCAUAAUGUAUGUUGUAAAGCGGGCAUUUGUCCUGAGCGUUUUGACCUUGGAGGGUGCAUAAAACUUCAUCGUCCCGAACCCGAAAAAGCACCGCGCCUGAGGGCGGCGGGAAGAAGAUAGAACGUCUCAAGAAGAUACGGCGACGUCUUCGGCGGGCUGUAUGUAUAGGUCCCCUGCUUGUGUCCCCCAGUUCAUACGUGUUGAGGGGUGUUGGAGGAGUGGGGGGAAAAGUUUUUGGGCCCAAAAUUGUCUCCCAAUUGGCCGCAAUACAUCCCCCGGCAUAACAUAAAUAUUCCGGCCGCGCUCGUUUCAGACGUCCUCCUCUUCCUCAGCGCUCCACCCGUUCAGCCGUCAAGUUGUCGCAGCGAUUCCCCGAGGAGAGCGCCUACCGUCCAGCCGAAGCGGUGGUCGUCGGGCGGCGCUCGGACGCCCCCGUCAAAGGCGCCGCCGACCCCGCCGACACGGCUUCUAGGCACGGUCAGAGGACCGACCGGAACACGGGGAUCCUGCCCCCUUAUCAGCUCGAAGAUCUCGAUCGACUCAGUGGACUGGAGCGGCUUGAACCCGCCUUUCUUCAGGUGGAUCACCAGACUUGGCAUCCGGAAGAUCAAGAGGGAUCCAGCUCACAAAUUCUACAGGACCCUUCUUGUCGGGCAGAAAUGGAGAUGGAUUCGCCAUCAACCCGAGAUCAUGAAUUUGUUGCCAAUGGCUCGGAACUCGGCCAAAACCUAUUAGUUACCUGUUCCAGCCACCUUGAUGAUCAGAAUACAGUGCCUUUCGACGAACCUUAUGUGAAUCCGGUGAUAGAUGAAAACGAUCAAGCGUCGACUUCCUCAACCUCAGCAUGCUCCAGUUGUUCAAACUUGUCUUCUUACCCGUCAAAUCCUUCAACGACCUUAAACAUGCCUUCGAAUUCGCCUCCGGAGACGGUUUGUUUCGUCCGGACGCUCCCUUCCGACCAUCAGACACUAAAUCUGAGUCCAGAUCGCCGCCGGACCCGGGCAAUCCGGACUCGAUCAUCGAUUACCAAACGUCAAAGGAUAACGUUUCUAAUCGUUCGUAUGUUCGCAGUGGCAACAUUGGUGACAUCGCUAACACUUGCUUCCUUUGCGGUCAUUGAGACAGCCAGUCAAGAUGGAAUUCUCUCGCGACGAGCAAGGAAUACAGCUGACGGGGUGGUGAAUCCGGCCAAUAAGGAUGACUUAGACAACCUCUACAGACAGCUGGAUGACACGACGACAUGUAAUCGAACCUUGGAUACUCCAUUACUCAGACAAUUGCUCAAUUCGACCAUUCAGAACAUGCAGAUUCAGAAGCCGGUGCUCCAAUGGCUGGCCAAUGUGGCCCCGCGCUAUCCCUACCUGCUGGAGAUGAAAAGUAAGAAAAAGAUGACGCUCCCUGUAGUUUUAGAACCUGACAAAACAAUUUUAUUUUGCAGACACUCCAUUAAACACCACGGUCACCAAAACCCCAUUAAUCCGGCCUGUUCCCGGUUCCCACGGCCCAGUCCAUGUUCUUCAUCUGGACUGUGCUCCCUCUCCAAGAUGGGUACCAGUCUCCGUUUAUGGGACCGCGACAACCGAGACUUUUGUGGAAAUGAGACUUCCGGAACUGGAGCUGAACGCCUGUCCGUUUAGUCAGUGCUAUCAAUCCAAAGUAAGUAUGGCUUAACGUUUUUCUUGGUAAAAGUUUAGAUCAUUCAACGGAGCAAUGCAUACAUAUUUUCUCAAAAAACAAUUUUUCAGUGUUCCUGGACCUCUCAUGGUGACCUAAAAGUCUAUGCGAAGCCUUGCUGCGAUGCCGAGAGCAGAUUCUGCAGAGCUGAUUGGACAGCAAUGCUCAACUUGUUCUACAUCCUCUCAAUUCUCUUUGCCUUGGGGUCAUUGGCCAUGAUCCUGGUGGUCGUUCGAGAGCGACAUCGACAACAACAAGAAGCAAGGGGAUGGGCUCUAAUGGAGUUGUUUUUCGUAGGCGCCGCGAUUCUUUACACUAUCGUAAGUUCUUAUUUGGAAUACAGUUUGUUACUCAUUAUUAAUUUGUAUGGUUACAUCCCAUUAUGUCAUUAUGAUUACAAAUUUUUAGCCGUUAAUUGACUGGAGUGGAACAAGAGCCCAUGGUUGCGCAAUAGCAAUAUGGCUACGUGAGAUCGGGUUCACGUUGUUCUACGGAUCCGUGGUGCUAAAAAUCUAUAGGUUAGCUUGUAAAUAAUUUUUUUUUAAUUUGAAAAAGUCAUCCCACACUAAUUGCUGAUAAUUUCAGGAAUCUUCAAGAGUAUAGGGUUAGGAAAGCGCAUCAUGUCAUAGUUCGCGAGCAGGAUCUCCUCAAAUAUUUAGCCGGCUUCAUGGUCAUAACGCUCACAGGUAAAUCAUUUUCGAAUUUGUCGUUAAAUUGGUUUUACUUAGAGAUAAGAUUUGUUAAUUUAGGCCUCGUCGCUUGGACAUUAGGCGUCCAACAUUCAACCGAACUCUGGAACAGCCAAUGGCCCCAAUGUCCAUUCGAAUCGUGGUCUUGGAUGUGGACUCUGUUCGAGCUGCUUUUCCUCUUGUAUGGAGUCCGACUCUGUUAUAAGGCCAGAAGCAGCAACUGGGUAGAACGGUAUCAGUUCACGGCCGCCGUCUGCCUCGAGAUUCUGGUCAACAUGGCCGUCCAAAUAGCCAGAUAUUUCAUGAGAGACACCGGGUCCCACGACUUUCUAUUUGUCACUGCCAUUAUUAAAUUGCACCUAACUGUCUCGGUGAAUAUUGCUGCCAUUAUCACCCCUAAAUUUAUUGUAAGUUACAGUAAUAGGCAUGCGUAACUGUUGAAGGUGAACUCGGAGACCAACCGUCGAUCGCUCAGUAUGUCUGGCACUGGGAACAGCAGUCGCGCCCAUCCCUCUCUAGCCAAACUCAGGGAUAAUCUUAUAAAUGGGACGAUCGACUUUGCCGAGAUACCCAUCAUUGACAUGAAUCCAGAAGAUAUUAGGGUAAGAUAAGUGGAAUAAAGACAAUAUUUUUUAGGCCGAGCUCAAACGAGUAUACACUCAACUGAGGAUGUAUAAACUGAAGAACCUCUAUCAAGACAAUCCUCAUAUCUCUAAAAGGAAAGGCGGGAAGAAGGUGAGCGACAAGAACACAAAGAACCGUCGUAUUAGUAUCCCCCCAGCUAG
Bursaphelenchus xylophilus (pine wood nematode) is the source of this 4738-nucleotide messenger RNA. The record is from the annotation of a GenBank genome assembly. Lineage: Eukaryota; Metazoa; Nematoda; Chromadorea; Rhabditida; Aphelenchoididae.